CUAGGUGUGAUGAUUAUUGGCUGCGGCCUGUUGUUAGUAGGCUCUCCUCUCUAAGAGACUCGGGAUGAAGGCGCAAUACGAUUCUAGAGCUCUGGCAGAACGAAAUCUGGUGGAGAUGUAUCUAACCAAUGGUUCGGGUGGUGGGGGGAAUAAUGUGAGCUACGGAGGAACGGGGUAUGGAUAUACCCACCAAGGUGGCCAAGGGGGCACCGAAGGAGGAGGAGGAGGAGGAGGAGGAGGAGGAGGGGGGGGGUACACGAAUGGUAACAACGCUGUGAUUAAUUCCGUCGGGGUCUGCUAUAACUGCGGAAAACCAGGCCACUAUGCGCGCGAUUGUUGGUCGAAGAGAGGACGGCCCUACCAGCAGAACUACAACCAACCGGAUCCUAAGUUAGAAGAAAUUAAGGAACAUCACAGACAUGCAUGGCGGGAGAAACAAGAGCUAGAGGAGAAGCGGAAGGCGGAGGAGGAAAAGAAGACCAAGGAGGAAGAGGAACUGCGAAAGAACCAGGAUUUUGCCAAGAAGAUGGAAGAGUUGCGACUGCAGUUGCGCAUGGAUCUGAACGAGGAAUGGCGAUGGAGGGAGCAGGAAGCAACCGCUGCGGUAAGAAACACGAAGAAUAACGAACCACCGAUCGAUAGAAAUCGGAAAUACAGGAAGAGCAAACGAAAAGGAAAGAGAUCCAAGAGGGGACGGUAUUCCGGCUCAAGUGAUGAAUCCUACUCAGAGACCGAAUUCGGAUCGGUCUCCACCGUAUCGACAUCCUCAUCGGAGGAGGAAGGCAGCAAAGGAAGAUGUCGGCGCAAGAAGGAGAAGGGGAAGAAGCGCGGCACUAAGAAGAGAGUUGAAAAGCAGACGAACAGAAAAAAGGUUGUCUCGCCGGUGGAUCUUACUCCGAGAUUCAAACGAGGCGAGUGUUCGAACCACGGGACAGUUAUACUCGAGAAAGUACAAGGGGAACAGGGACUAAACGAGGAGGACCGAGAUGACAGAGAGGAUGAGCCGAAGACGCCACUCACAGGAGGAUACAAGGGAAUUUCGGCGGGAUGCUCCCAGAAGGGGCUGAUAGAGUACUGCAUUUCUGCCCAUAAGAUCUAUUCAUGAAAGAGCGCGCCGGAUCUUCGUAAGCUAUGUGAUAA
Molecule: messenger RNA, 1140 nt
Organism: Chara braunii
Lineage: Eukaryota; Viridiplantae; Streptophyta; Charophyceae; Charales; Characeae
Source: the annotation of a GenBank genome assembly